Monopterus albus (swamp eel) is the source of this 3664-nucleotide messenger RNA. RefSeq names its product importin-13. The record is from RefSeq and is a predicted model, not a curated record. Gene Ontology annotation, biological process: protein import into nucleus. Lineage: Eukaryota; Metazoa; Chordata; Actinopteri; Synbranchiformes; Synbranchidae. Gene Ontology annotation, molecular function: small GTPase binding. The coding region runs from base 124 to 2979 and encodes 951 amino acids. Gene Ontology annotation, cellular component: cytoplasm. The transcript has 23 exons.
CUCACAGCGUCUGAAUGUAGCGAAAACCUCUGGCGGUGACGGAGCAGCUUCAGAAAAGCGACAGGGACCUGUCAGCAUCGUCUCAUACGGUAGCAGGACAGAAAGCUCCGUGUUAGCGGAGCUAUGGAGACGCCGGGGAGGAUUGCAGCCACACCGGACUCCUUGGAUUUUACCGUGGAAAACGUAGAGAAGGCCCUUCACCAGUUGUACUAUGACCCCAAUAUAGAAAACAAGAAUCUGGCCCAGAAAUGGCUAAUGCAGGCUCAGGUGUCACCUCAGGCCUGGCAGUUUUGCUGGGUCCUACUUAGCCCAGAUAAGGUGCCAGAGAUCCAGUACUUUGGUGCUAGUGCACUUCACACCAAGAUCUCUCGUUAUUGGUCGGACAUCCCCACUGACCAGUAUGAGUCUUUGAAGACCCAGCUGUUCUCCCAGAUUGCCUGCUUCUCCUCCGGCUCCAAGAUGGUGCUCACCCGGCUGUGUGUGGCCCUGGCCUCCCUGGCACUCAACACAAUGCCCGAGGCCUGGCCAGGUGCAGUGGCGGAGAUGGUGCGGGUGUUCCAGGAGGAGGGAGGAGGGGUGGAUGGACGGGCACGCUGCCUAGCAUUGUUCCAGACCAGCCGCCUGCCGCAGUAUCGAAAAGGACAGGUAUUGAUUCUAAUGGCCCGGGAGUGGGGGUCAGUGUGUCCCUUAUUGCAGCAACUGCUGCGACGGACGGACAGCCCGGGGGCGGUGAAAGCUCGUGUGCUGCGCUGCCUGUCAUCGUGGGUGCUGCUGGAUGUGCCCCUCAGCGAGAGCGAAGGCCUGGUGCAUGACUGCUUCAGUGCACUGCCUGACCCAGAGCUCUUUGACACAGCGGUGGAGGCAGUAGUCAAUGCUAUCUCACAGCCUGACUCCCAACGAUAUGUGAACACUUUGCUGAAACUGGUUCCUCAAGUGCUGGCGCUCCAGGAGCAGCUCAGAGAGGCUGUUCAGAAUGGAGACAUGGAGACCUGCCAUGGUAUCUGCCGGAUCGCCGUUACGCUGGGAGAGAAUCAUUCUAGGACUCUGUUGGAGCAGGUGGAUCAUUGGCAAAGCUUCCUGGCUUUAGUCAACAUGAUCAUGUUUUGUACAGGCAUCCCUGGCCACUACCCGGUGAACGAGACCACCAGCUCCCUCACACUCACCUUCUGGUACACACUACAAGAUGAAAUUAUGUCGUUUGAGUCAGAUAAGCAGGCAGUGUAUCUGCAGGUCUACAGGCCAGUGUAUUUCCAGUUGGUGGAUGUUCUGCUACACAAAGCCCAGUUCCCCUCUGAUCAGGAGUACGCAACCUGGUCCUCAGAUGAGAAAGAGCAGUUCAGAAUUUACAGAGUGGAUAUCUCGGACACACUCAUGUAUGUGUAUGAGAUGCUGGGAGCAGAGCUGCUGAGUAACCUGUAUGAUAAACUAGGAAGACUGUUGACUAAUGCAGAACAACCCAUGUCAUGGCAGCACACAGAAGCUUUGCUGUAUGGCUUCCAGUCCAUAGCAGAGACAAUAGAUGUAAAUUACUCUGACGUCAUCCCAGGCCUUAUUGGCAUUAUCCCUAGAAUCAACAUCAACAACAUCCAGUUAGCGGACACAGUUAUGUUCACAAUAGGGGCUCUGGCUGAAUGGUUGGCAGACCACCCAGUGAUGCUUAGCAGCGUCUUGCCCUUGGUUCUUCAGGCUCUAGGGAACCCAGACCUUUCGGUUUCAUCCGUCUCUACCCUCAAGAAAAUCUGUAGAGAAUGCAAAUAUGACCUGCCACCCUACGCAACUAACAUAGUAGCUGUCUCUCAGGAGGUGCUUAUAAAGCAGAUCCACAAGACAAGUCAGUGUAUGUGGCUGAUGCAGGCUCUUGGCUUCCUUCUCUCUGCUCUCCCUGUGGAAGACAUCUUAAGAAACCUUCACUCUCUCAUCACCCCCUACAUUCAGCAGCUGGAGAAGCUAGCUGAUGAGACGCCCAAUCCCUCUAAUAAGUUAGCAAUCAUCCACAUCUUGGGGCUGCUGUCCAACCUGUUCACCACUCUUGAUAUCAGCAAGCAGGAUGACGAGUCAGCGGACGGCUCAGCUCCACCAGUCAAAACAGCCCCACCCACACCUGGACCAAACCCGGUAGUGGUGGUUUUGCAACAAGUGUUUGCUCUCAUACAGACCGUACUCAGCAAGUGGCUCAACGACUCGCAGGUUGUGGAGGCGGUGUGCGCCAUCUUUGAGAAGUCGGUGAAGACUCUGCUCCAUGAGUUUGCUCCCAUGGUGUCUCAGCUAAGCGAGAUGCUUGGACAGAUGUACAGUACAAUUCCCCAAGCCUCAGCCCUUGACCUUACACGACAGAUGGUGCAUAUCUUUGCCAGUGAGACAGACCACUUUCCACCCAUCAAGGCUCUGUUUGAGCUGGUUACCUCAGUAACACUGUCCAUCUUCCAGCAAGGACCCAGGGAUCAUCCUGAUAUUGUUGAUUCAUUUAUGCAACUCCAAGCUCAGGCCCUCAAACGGAAGCCUGAUUUGUUCUUGUCUGAGAGUCUUGAUGUGAAGGCAGUGUUCCACUGUGGAGUUCUGUCACUCAAAUUUCCUGAAGCGCCCACAGUCAAGUCAGCGUGCUUGUUCUUUACUGAGCUGUUACCUCACUGCUCAGACGUGCCUCCAUUAGCCAGGGUGGUGCAAGAGGAUGGAAAAAUCUUAGUACAGGCCGUGCUGGAGGGCAUCGGGGGUGGGGCAUCUCGGAGCCUGAUGGACCAGUUUGCAGAAGUGCUUUUCUGUCUAAAUAAGCACUGCUUUUCUCUGCUGGCUGUGUGGUUGAAGGAGGCACUGCAGCCUCCAGGGUUCCCAUCAUCACGGCUCACAGCUGAACAGAAAGACAGCUUCUCACAGCAGAUACUCAGAGAACGAGUCAACAAGAGAAGGGUGAAGGACAUAGUGAAGGAGUUCACACUGCUGUGCAGAGGGCUCCAUGGUACAGAGUACGCCGCUGAAUACUGAAACUCUACCCUUGAACUUUCACCUAACCAUGACCUAUGCCUUCAGUGGAAACAGCUGGAUGCCACAACAACACAGUUUUCUCCAACCCAGAGAAGAAAUGAUUGUAACGAUAACCUGCCCAUCUGUAGACCAGGAGAUGGAACCAUUCCAGCACCGACCUGCCAUUGGAUUUAUGAACAAACACUAAAUCUCUGGUGGCUUUAGGGAGGCUGUCCUUUUUGGUCUGAUUUUAUUUUUUUCUGUCCUGAGAUUGAGAUUGUCUUCUCUCUCCCCUUCCUCUCGCCUCUUAUUUAAAGGUCUUUCCUUUAGAAGAGCUUUGAGCAGCACUCCCAGCAUGCUGCCUCCCGCCACCUUCUAUCUGUGUCUUUUUCUGCCUUUCUAGAGCAACCUGUGGCUCCUAGGUUAUUUCCCAGUGAUUAGCAUCUAUGUGAAAUGGCAGUGGUAUCAUAUGUAGCCACUUGACAUAUAAUUUUCCAAAAUAAAUCAGAGAAAUUUAUAAAUGUAUAUGUAUAGACGUAUAGAAAGAUGGUGGUCGUCAGCCCUGCUGCUGCUAAUGGGAAGAGAGAAGAACCAGUGUGAGGAGGGGUUUCUGCUGGAAAAAUAACUUUAAAUAUGAUAAUAUUUACUCCCUCCCAUGCCCCCGUCAUCUCUGCAUUGUCAGAUUAUCAUGAAAUGUUUUGGCAAU